GAACUCCAAGCAACAAAAAAGAAAUAAAUAAAGGUGAAAAUGGCGCGCAGCUGAUAAAGGAAAAGGCCGAGGGUUAUUUUGUGAGCCGCCGUUGGAGUCCGAGAAAUGGCGACAAUCUUGAUUCACAACUCCAACUUCCACCACCAUGUCCACAAGCAGCACCUGUGCCCUAGUAGAUGUGGAAGAAACCCUACCACCGUAUCUCUCAAUUUCUCGUCUAACCUGAUUCAUCACUCUAAUCUCCGGGCAAGCGUUCCUACAAAUAAACCAAGACAACGGGGUGCUAGGAUUGUUAAUUCUUCGGAGAAAGAGAAGGAAUCCAUCCAGAGCAACUCAGAAGAUGAAGAGGCGUAUGAUUUGGGGGUCAAAGCUGCAUUGUCCGUGCUCAGAUUCUACAAAAGGGAAAUCUCGCCGUUGUUGCCAAAGAGUUGUCGUUUCGUUCCAACAUGCAGCGAGUAUUCCAUGAUUGCUUACAAGAAAUAUGGAUUUGCUAAGGGAACCGUUUUGACUGCUUGGCGUCUAUGUCGCUGCAAUCCUCUUGGAGGCUCUGGCUUUGAUCCCCCAAGAUGGUUUGAUGAGACGAGACCAACACAGCAUUGAAUCCCUCACUUCGAUAGUUUGGUGCACAGCACACGAGAUUCUCAGUGCCACUUUUUUUUAGUAACAAUUCAGUGUCAUUUUAUAUUUAUGUUAAAUGUCCUAUUUAUUUAAUUCAUCAUGCGUUGUUUAUUUAAAUUUCUUUUACUAUCAUGUGAUAAGUAAAAUUGACGCUGAAUUUGGCAUCGAAUAGUGACAUAGAGGAUCCCAACUGGGCGUACAGAGACUGUGAUGCC
This is a messenger RNA of Coffea eugenioides, 833 nucleotides long. RefSeq names its product UPF0161 protein At3g09310. NCBI's taxonomy places the organism in Eukaryota, Viridiplantae, Streptophyta, Magnoliopsida, Gentianales, Rubiaceae. The record is from RefSeq and is a predicted model, not a curated record. The transcript is spliced from 5 exons. Bases 106 to 600 code for a protein of 164 amino acids.